Molecule: messenger RNA, 2251 nt
Organism: Miniopterus natalensis
Lineage: Eukaryota; Metazoa; Chordata; Mammalia; Chiroptera; Miniopteridae
Gene: TTC23
Product: tetratricopeptide repeat domain 23
Molecular function (GO): protein binding
Source: RefSeq, a predicted model, not a curated record
CUAUUGGUGCAUGCUCUAUCAUUCAUUCCUCUGCCCCGGAGUUUUGUGAGGUUCCCGGUUGCUUUACCGGAAAAGGCUUCUUUGCUUUAGUCUGAAACGACCUUACUUUAGACUUUUUGAUGGUUAUUCAUCUGCACAAAGAAUCGCCAGGCUGUUAGGACGGGAGCCAGUCUGGCAAAUCAGGCUGUGUAAGUCAUUGGAAAAAGAAAUGGAGAGCCUCUCAAGCAUACAGGGUUAUUGGACAAAGGAUUUCACCACCCGGAGACGUGAGAGUUGAAACUUUUCCGAUUUUUUUUGCUAGUCUUGAAAAAAGGAUAAUGUAUAUAAAAAUAUGCAAGAAUCACAGGAAACCCACAUACCCAACCACUUAGAUGAAAUUGUUGCUGCCGUCAGUUUAACGCCUAGAAAGAUCGGAAACCAGCUGCCUCAGACAGUCCUCUUCCAGCCUCCUCAAGAGAAACUCCAUCGCUGCGAAGAGAAAGCCAAGUCCUAUUCCAGGAGGCAUGAAUAUAAGCAGGCGGUCCAGGAGCUCGUGCGCUGUGUAGCAUUGACAAGGAUUUGCUACGGCAGCUGCCAUUGGAAACUAGCAGAGGCCUAUGUUAAUCUGGCUCAAGGCUACCUCCAGCUGAAAGGACUGUCACUCCAGGCCAAACAACAUGCCGAAAAAGCCAAAGAAAUCCUCACCAACUGCAUUGUGCCUCCCUAUGACGACAACACAGAUGUUUUCAGGUGUUCGGUUGAGCUAUUUCAUACCCUGGGGAGAGCCUUAGUCUCCCUUCACAAAUUUAAGGAAGCUGCAGAGAACUUGACAAAAGCAAGGAGGCUUUUGGAGGAGCUGCUGCAGUGUGGAAGGAUUGUAAAGGAAGAGUGGAUAGAAAUCCAAGCGCAGAUCACACUGUCCUUUGCACAGAUGUAUCAAGGUCAGAAGAAAUCAAAAGAAGCUCUGCCCCACUACCAGGAGGCUUUAGAAUAUACCCAGAUCAGCAAAGGUGAAAAAAGUCUUGAAUGUGUGCCCAUAUUGAGGGAAUUGGCAGGCGCAGAACAAGUCCUGAAACUUCACGAGGAGUCCAUCAACCACUUUUUACAGGCGCAUCUCAUCGUGCUGAGCAGAGAGCCGUCUGGAGAGGAGGCAGCUGUGUCCGCGCACUGUGUCGCCUGCGCUGCCGUUGCUUCUGGGAGGCCCGAGCACCAUGAUGUGGCUGAGCAGUAUUUUCAAGAGAGCCUGGCUAGCCUCAAGGAUGCUGAAGGGACAGGAAAAGCCAAGUUUCUUUCGAUUCAGGAUGAAUAUUGCCAUUUUCUACAAGUCACUGGACAAGAAGAGAGAGCAGCCUCGAUCCUGCGAGAGUCCCUGGAGGCCAAAGUGGAGGUGUUUGGUGACCUCAGUCCCAAGGUGGCAGAGACAUACCGGCUCCUGAGUGGCGCCGACCUCGCGAAGGGGAACCACAGCGGGGCCCACAAGAAACUGAACAAGUUGUCCUGGAGAAAGAUGGUGGUAGCUUGCUCCAUGACAGUGGCCAGGGGAUGGAGCAAGGUCGUGGGGGAGUCAAGGGAUGCCGAUGAGGAUAGAGAACCCACGGCUCUUGGCAUCUCAGAGUGUCUUCAGAUUCAGACCCUCCUAUACGGACCACAGGACAAGAGGACACUGGCCACCCAGCAGGCCCUGGACGUCCUGUCCAAGGCCCCUGAGAUGGCCAUGAAGCUGAGGCCGGCCCCAAAAGCUAGACCGGCCUUCUGCACCGGCGUGGCCCAGCACACCAUGCUGGGGAGGGCCAGGCCCCACGCAGUGGACUGAGACCGUGCCGCACCCCAAAGACAGCUUUGGUUAGACCCAGGUGCUGGGUAAACGUGUCUCCAACUGGAAGGUGGAACUCAGAAGUCACUGUGCAGAUUGUCAAGGCUGGCUCUGUGCCACCACACACCUCCUGGGACACAUGCUGACAGUGGGUGACCACCUCGCUGGGGGAUCCGGUGCUUCCAGAAAGCAUUUUCCUUUUUACCACCUAAGUGGUUCUUCUUGCCAACAAAAACUUUUGCCCAUCUGCACUACUAUGGCUGAAAAGGUUCUCUUGAAAAGUUUAAAACUUCCCGUUCAGGAAAAUAGACUCAACGCCUCACUGUGCAUAUACGGCCCUUUGCACAGGUCUGGAGUCAGACUUGGAGCAAUUCAAUUCUGGAAAAAGCUCUUUCUUAUAGGAAGGUAAUAGAGAUUGCCAAUAAAAUGCUAAUAAAAGGAGACUUGAAGGUGCUAGGG